CGAGAAAAGUAAGAAGAGUAGCUAAACCCGCCCUGUUGGGAACCUUGAUUAUUAUUCAAUUUACAUUCUUGUUUCCGAAAUCGAGUAAAUUCAUUUACAAUUCGCAAUUUCAUUCCUUCCAUCCCUUCUUCACUCUCUCUGAUCAAACCAAACCCUCUCGCUUCCCCCAAUUCGAAUUCUCCGGCGAUGGCAACCGCGGCGGGCGGCGGCGGCGGCGACGUGGAGGCCGGGUUCGCGAAGCUCCAGGGCGAGGACUUCGAGUACUACAUGCAGACCUACUCCAUCGUCCUGGGCCGCAACUCGAAGAAGUCCACCGUGGACGUGGACCUCUCGAGCCUCGGCGGCGGCAUGAACAUCUCCCGCCACCACGCCCGCAUCUUCUACGACUUCGCGCGGCGGCGCUUCGCCCUCGAGGUCCUCGGCAAGAACGGGUGCCUCGUGGAGGGCGUGCUCCACCUCCCCGACAACCCCCCCGUGAAGCUCGAUUCCCAAGAUCUGCUCCAGAUUGGGGACAAGGAGUUCUACUUCCUCUUGCCCGUUCGCAGCAUACUGGGCGGGCCCCUCGGCCCGCGCCACUACCCCGCCCACCCCGCUCCUGGGCCCGUCGUCGGCCACUACAAUUACCAUCUGGGCCCUGCCGCGGCCAAGAAGGCGCACCGGAGGGAGUACUACGAGGAGGAGUUUGACGACGAGGAUGAUGUCGGUGGGAGGAAGAUGCGGAGGGAAGGGUAUGAUGGCUAUGGCUAUGCUGCUGGCAAGGCAUCCCUGUCCGCACCUUUGGAUAAGAAGUCUGAAGGCAGAUCCCGAGUAGAUCGAGAUGCUGACAAUCUCCAGCUUCAGCAGCUGGAAGAAAAGGAUGUAGUAUCAUCUGUAGCUACUGUUCUCUCUGAUCUCUGUGGUCCUGGAGAGUGGAUGCCUAUGGAGAAACUUCAUGCGGAGCUGUUGGAGCAAUAUAGCAGUGUUUGGCACCACAGUAGAGUGAGGAGGUAUCUAACGUCAGAAGAUUGGCCUGGUCCUGAUUCCAAAGGGAAGCCAUGGUAUGGCUUGCUUAUGCUAUUGAGGAAGUACCCCGAGCAUUUUGUCAUCAACACAAGGUCCAAGGGCCGUAUCACCCUGGAGUUUGUUUCUCUUGUCUCUCUUCUAUCGUGAGCCCCAAGAAACUGGAAAGGAAAUAACUAUCAGCUGACAGUGAUAUGUGGUUUAGAUCCAAGCCUGUAUAAAAUUACCUACGUUGCUUUUUUUUUUUUUUUUUUUUUGGGGUAAAUACUUAUGUUGUUACUGGGUAAAUAUGUGCUCCCCCCACCCUUAGUGCUCUUAGAGCAGAAAGAACUAUUUGUUCUAUCUAUUACAUGGAUUAGAAAAUGGGAUGUUAGAAUUAAAAUUCAAUGAAUUGGCUGUGUCUAGUAUAGUUGAUUCACCCUAUAAAAUUUAGGAGUGGAAAAGCGGAAGAGGCACCCCGGGAUUAUUAUUUUUAACUUUGUUAUUGAUAUGUACCGAGUAGUUUUUUCGAAAAAUUUAUUAGUCACUUUUAACGAA
Molecule: messenger RNA, 1536 nt
Organism: Cajanus cajan (pigeon pea)
Lineage: Eukaryota; Viridiplantae; Streptophyta; Magnoliopsida; Fabales; Fabaceae
Gene: FHA2
Product: SMAD/FHA domain-containing protein
Biological process (GO): regulation of ribosomal protein gene transcription by RNA polymerase II
Cellular component (GO): nucleus
Molecular function (GO): protein binding; sequence-specific DNA binding
Source: RefSeq, a predicted model, not a curated record